AUGAUGGCAGACGAAGAAGGCCAACCACAUCCGCGAGAAAGACUAGCUGGAGCAGGAGCUGCAGAAGAACACAGAGCUGAGGAAGUGCGGAGCACCAGAAACGCCUGCGGGACAGGGCUGGAGAACGAGGACAUUCCGAGGAGCCCAGUUACGUCCGCUGCGAUAAGCAUCGGGGUCCUUGCGGAGCCCUUCUCUAGCCAAGAUGAGCCAGUUCUUUCCCCUAAACCGGCGGGAGAUUCGGUAGUAAUCCGUAACGAUACUGUUCGAGAGACGGGUUCACCGGACGACCGGGCUUUGGAGGAGCCGCAAAGUUUAAUCCGACAGGACGGUACGAGAGCUAUAAGGUACAGUGGUGUGAGCGAGAGACAAGUCCGAGGCGAGUCGGAGUGA
Messenger RNA from Knipowitschia caucasica, 390 nucleotides. NCBI's taxonomy places the organism in Eukaryota, Metazoa, Chordata, Actinopteri, Gobiiformes, Gobiidae. The record is from the annotation of a GenBank genome assembly.